CAAAAAAACGACAGGUAGUCCACCAGCCUCCCUAGACCGCCACACGGCUCUUUCCUUUUGUACAGAUACACAGUAUCCACAACCAUCAUCAUCAUCAUAAUUCUCAUAACUCCAUAGCCAUCAUUCUUUGUUUCAAUUUGUUCUCUUUUUUUCGGUGAAUUUUAUUUUUGUUGGUCGAGAAACCUGUAAAUGGCAGACUCAGAGCCAGAGUUAGGUCAUGCCGCCGGCGAAAAUUCACAAGGUUUCACUGUUGACAACGAGUGCAUCAGCAAGCGUGUCGACGAGGUUAAAGAUUGGGUUGAUUCGCUUGCGGAUAAACUGAAAGAGGUAGAGGAUUUUUACACGAGCAUUGGUGUCUCUGUCGGGAAAGAUUCAGAAAAAGGGAGACAUGUUGUUGGGAUUAGGAAGAUUCAACAAGAGGCUGCACGUAGAGAUGCUGUUGCUGCUAAAAGAAUGCAGGACCUCAUGCGUCAAUUUGGAUCUAUCUUCCGUCAGAUAACUCAGCAUAAGUGUGCAUGGCCAUUUAUGCAGCCUGUCAAUGUUGAAGGUCUUGGUUUGCAUGACUACUUUGAGAUAAUCGACAAGCCCAUGGACUUCGGCACUAUAAAGAAUCAAAUGGAGGGUAAGGAUGGUACCGGGUACAAACAUGUUAUGCAAGUAUAUGCUGAUAUGCUGUUAGUGUUUGAGAAUGCAAUGAAUUACAAUGAAGAAUCAAGUGAUGUUUACAAUAUGGCGAAAAAGUUAAUGGAAAAGUUUGAGGAGAAAUGGGCACAGUUUCUUCCAAAAGUUCAAGAAGAGGAGAAAAUACGGGAGGAAGAAGCGAAGCAAGCAGCAGCGGAGGCGCUGCUAGUAAAAGAAGCAUCUCAUAUCAAAACAACUAGAGACUUGUGCAAUGAGAUUUGCCAUGCUGAUGACGAGCUGGAGAAGCUAAUGCGUAAAGUUGUGGAAAGAUGCAGGAAAAUCACAACUGAGGAGAAGCGUAGUAUUGGGUUAGCAUUGUUAAAACUGUCUCCGGAAGAUCUACAGAAAGUGUUGGCUAUAGUUGCUCAAGCUGACCCGAGCUUCCAAUCUAGAGCAGAAGAAGUCAAUAUUGAGAUGGACGUACUGGACGAACCAACACUAUGGAAGCUAAAGUUCUUUGUGAAGGUUGCGUUGGAGAAUACAAUAAAGAAGAAGAAAGAGGAAGAGACAAAGAAUUUGAUGCAGAAGAAAGAGGCUACAAACAAACGAACUGCGCCUAACAAGUUAGCUGAGAGGAAAACAAAGCGGCCACGCCAAUGAAUCCACAAUUCCUCAUGAGACCUCCUGAACUGGAAAAUCUUCUAUGAGAUGAAUCUCAUUUGUAUAUACGUUUUUGUAGUAGUCUUUCUAAGUUCCUUGGGUUCUACUAACAUUUGACGAAUGCAAAUUAUAAAAUAAAAGCUUUUGCCCUUUAUUUAUGA
Molecule: messenger RNA, 1442 nt
Organism: Camelina sativa (false flax)
Lineage: Eukaryota; Viridiplantae; Streptophyta; Magnoliopsida; Brassicales; Brassicaceae
Product: transcription factor GTE6
Molecular function (GO): protein binding
Source: RefSeq, a predicted model, not a curated record